AUGUAUAAGCAUCUUAUUCAGCUUUAUGAUUUGGAAAACGAUAUCGAUGAAAAUGAUUUCAAUAGAAUGAUUUAAGAUCCAGAGUUAUAUGGAAUGGUUUGGGAAGAUUUUUUAAUAAUGACAGAAAAUAUUGAAGAAUUAUUAAUAGAAACUGAAUAUGAUUAAAAAGAUAUUGAUAGAUCUGUUAAUGAAUUAAAAGAAACUUGGGACUAAUGGUUAUAAGAUUAAGCUCAACUAAAUAAAUCUGUUUUUGAAGAUAGUGAAUAAUAAAUUAAGACAGAACUUUGA
Molecule: messenger RNA, 288 nt
Organism: Ichthyophthirius multifiliis
Lineage: Eukaryota; Ciliophora; Oligohymenophorea; Hymenostomatida
Exons: 2
Source: RefSeq, a predicted model, not a curated record